Molecule: messenger RNA, 4840 nt
Organism: Mya arenaria
Lineage: Eukaryota; Metazoa; Mollusca; Bivalvia; Myida; Myidae
Product: mucin-4-like
Exons: 7
Coding region: 393-3068 (891 amino acids)
Source: RefSeq, a predicted model, not a curated record
GAUCGGGUGUGAACAUGUUAGGUUUGUUUAUAACAGGGUGGAAAAGAAACUAGUAGUUUAUGUGAAAUCUGAACAUUUUGAUUGAUUUGUGAAAAACUACAAAUAUGUCAAUAAAUAGUUAUUCUAAAUUAGGUUAUUGAAAAGUUUAACACUUUAGGACGGUUAAUCCAUGCUAAGAUAAAACCAUUGCAGUGUUUUAAGCAGCCGUUUUAGUUUUCAAGUGUGGAUAUAUGAAAAGGGAUUAUUCAAAACAGAAGAAGAGUGGAAUUUAUACCAUUUGCGGAAAAUGUUUAUAAAAGUUAAGGUAUAAACUUAAAUGAAAAUUAUUCCGAUACAGUAUAACGAUCGCGGAAGGGGAUUAUGAGAGAAAUCUACUUAAUAUCAGUGAGAAAAUGUGGUCAAUAUGGUUCAUUGUAGCCCAAGCCAUCCCAGGCAUCAUUUUGGGCCAGGUAUGUCCUCCCGAGCUUCCGGUCGCCUCUAUGUGCGUAGCUGGGACGGUCCGAGGCUCGUCCGUGGCCCUGGACAUCUCAGGCGCUGCCGGAAAUGGCGCCGAAACUUGCACGUGUGCGGCGCUUGCCACCUCCAGCGGCGUCACGGUUGACAUCAUUGCCGCACUGAAAGACGUUAACUGUGGAACCACGUUGUCGAUUCUGUUCAAAGAAAAGAGCAUUAAAACCAUUUGUGGUGGUUCAGCCACUCACGUCAGCACGGGAAACUCGGCUUUCAUCACUUACACGAGAAACCUGUUGAUCGAAAACCCCAACUCCAACUACUGUAUCACGUUUGCCUCUGAUCGUAACGACACCACUUUUACACUUACAUGUACAACGCCGCCAACCACAACUACCAAACUGCCAACCCAACCUCAAAACACUACUAUCUCGGCUCAACCAGAGACGACCAUUAGCCCUGGACAUCAAAACAUUACAACCACGUUAGGUUCCCUUACUACUCUUUCGCCACCAUCAACAUCAGUAUCAAUGUCUAGCACUUUUCCUGGGAAUUUAACAACCUUGCCUUCUUCGCGUUUGUCGACGUCAGUUACAUCUGUCAGUUUUGUGAACACAACUGCUGCACCAGUGGCUACCACAUCUGGAACUGGCAAUGCUACCACAAUGAAAUCAAACACAACAAACAAGUUUUCAACAACGCCUGGUUACAACUCAACAGGAGAUUUCAACACCACUUCUACGCCAUUUACCAAGUCUUCGACUGGAAGCAAUUUGAAUAUCACAUCCGAACCAGGUAAUUCAACACAAACUACAGAAGGACAACUAUCAACAAUUGCCAGCACGAAGAUACAUAAUGGUAACACAACUGAACAAAGUACAGUAGCCAAUGAAAACGUUACAUCCUCAUUUGGAAAUGGUACUACAACAAUUCCUGCCAAUGUGACUGAUUCUGAUUUUAACAUUACCACUAUCAAACCGGAAAAUGUGACAGAUAUUGAUUUUAACAGUACCACUAUCAACCCGGAAAAUGUGACGGAUAUUGAUUUUAACAGUACCACUGUGAAUCCGGAAAAUGUGACGGAUAUUUAUGUAAAUACAACAGUCACCCCAGAAAAUGUAACUGAUAUAGAUGUGAAUGCAACAACAAGUAAUGAUAAUAGUACUGAACACAUUGUGGAUCAGACUACACAACCAUCAAAGGACACAACUAAAACACCAGGAAAGGGAACGACAUCAAGCGGUUUCUGGGAGCCCCCUGUCCAGAAAUAUGAUCCACCAAAACAGUCCAAUUUAGUGGUUAUCCUGGUUCCGCUUCUAGCCGUGGUUUUGAUUGGCUUCGUCGCUGUUGCCACCUACAUCAUGUGCAAAAGGUCAAGGAAACAUGCGAGACAAACAAUGGUACCAAAUGAGGAAAAGAAGUCUGAUCAAAAUGGCAAUGUUCAAAACACAGGGUUCGCACCAUCGAAAGAAAACUGUGAUGCAAAGUCCGGUCAUUUGGCAGGCCACUUUUCAGCUCAGAGCAACGGACACAGUUAUGCGGAUUAUGACGUUGAGCGUCAAGACAAUGUUAAAGCUCACUACGCGAAACAUACAGAUGAUAGUCUCAAUGAAAGACGAAAUGAUUCUCUCCUGAACACGACUCAGAACGGAAAACCGAAAGCAUACGAGCCGAAUGAUAGAGAAAGGGAUUUGAUGGCCAGUUUAGAACUGUCUACAAUAAACUUUGAAAGUGACCCAUCAGAUACUAACCGAUAUUUCAAAAAAGAAGAUCCAGGAGACUGGUACAGAGUUGUCAUGAAAGGCAAGAAACCAAAAUCGUCUAAGAGUGCUCGUAAGUAUAAAUCAAAUGAUAAAGACCAUGGGAAGGGUAAACACAGGCAUAGAUCUAGAACCAAGGAGUCGUCUGGACACAGGAGCAAACGGCGAAGUAAAAGCAGAAGUGACUCAGAUGGAGAUUAUCUUGCAAGUGAUUCGUCGAAUGCAAAAAAGUCUAAAUCUAGUACUGCGACAAGUGAUUCAUUAAAAGACAGCUAUUCUUCAAAGUUUGGUGGUACACAGAGUAAUGAAGACAGGACAGAAUCCCAAGCAGAGAACAGGAAAGAUUCCAAAUCAAUGAGUUCAAAUCCGAGACUUAUUCAGAGUCAACCAGUGCCAGUGAUUCAUAGCAAACCGGUCAGCGAGCCAAAGUUUGUACAGAGUCAGUCAGCGAAUAAGACACGAACUUUACCGCAGCAAAGACCUACUACAUUAGAAAGUAAACCAAAGGAGCCGGAGCCACCUAAGGCUAGAGUUAUAUUGAGCAGCUCCGGUCCAACAAACGUUCCAACCGCUGUGCCUGGUGGCAAUAGUAUAAGAGAAAUGACCGAGGAUGUUAACAAUAUUCCAACAAUCACUGCAACAAAACAACCUCGUACUGAUAUUACCAGCUCAGUUAGUUCAUCUUCAAAACCUUCACCGGUGCCACAAAGAAGCAAUCUGUUUAAUAAUAAUGGUUCUAGUGCUCCCGCCAUAUCGGCUUCGAGGCCAGAUAUUGUUCCUCCACUGAACCUGACAGGCACCGGGGAUCAGUUGGUAAUAGACGAUGAUGGUUUUGAAGGUUUUGUAUUGCACAAUUAGUCAGAUACACCAGAUAUACUACUACGCUGUGCCUUGUUGUGAACCGUGGGCAAUUUAGUUUGGAAAAUCUCGUCAUCAUGCAUAAUUAAUGAGGCAGUUUCAUUUGGAACCGCAAGGUGUAGAAAUUUAUUCUGACGGAAGCCGGUUCCGGCUUUUCAGUACAAUAAUAUUAGACAGUAGCUUAGACCACUUGGCAAUCGAGGCUACUUGGAGUUCAGGGUAAUUGAAGAAUAUUUUAAAAUAUUUAUUGGAAAAGUUGUCUCCCCUGUCUCGUGCAUGGUCUUUUGUCAAUCAGUUGUCCCACGAUAUUAAUUAACGAAGUGUAACGGAAUUAAGUACCGUGGUUACCGACGAUGAAUUAGUCCAGAGUGGUAAAUAAACUGUUGCUAUUUUCAUUGGCAUCGAGACACAUACGAGAAUGAAACUUACAACUUUCAGGGCAAUGAAGCAUUAUGAAAAAGUGAAAGUCAUCAGUAUCAAUAUAUACAUGUACUAAUAUUAGGUAAAUAUGAAACAUUGAUCCGUUCAUCCAUUUAUGGUAUUAGACUUCAUACAUUAGUCUGUGAUAAUUGUGUUUUCUCUCUGAAGUGCCUUUUAAAUGAUUAGUUUUUGUUAUUUUAACCAGAACUUUCAAAUGCUGUACUAAUGAUACUAUUUGUUAAAGUAUACUUUUUAUAGAAUACAAAUGAAAAUCUGAUUGAAAACAAUAGUUUCAUCGAUCGAAAAUGCUAUUUGAUAAUGGAUACCAUAGAUUUAAAACUGUCUAAAAGUAGUCGGUACAUAUUAACAAUGUGUGUAUACCACAUGAUAUAUUACGUCAUACAUGCUACGUUCGAAGGCAACAUUUUGCUUCGAAUAUAAAUGACCUAAAACAAAGAUAACUUUUCUUUUUCUGUACAAUUUUAAAUGAAACAAAGGAAGAUCUAAACCGCUUAAAAAGCUCCGCCUUCGUGUGAUUACCAUAGAUUUAUUAAGUGAUUAGUUUCCUUAAACACUUUGACAAACCUGUUUCCGAAAUAAAGUGUUGAAAGCGAUCCAUCAGGCGGCGAUUAUAAUUGUGCAAAGGUUUGUCGAAGUAUUUUAAGAAACUAAACUCUCAAUCAAACUCUAGUAAAGACCGAAGGCGGGGCUAAGUAAGCGGCGUAGACUGCGUCUUGUUUCAUUGAAAAUGAUGAAUAAAAUAAAGUUAUCUUUGUUUUAAGGCUUCAUUUGAAGCAGAGUAUUGUCUUCCAAAGUAGCAUUUAUGACGUCAUUUAUCACGUGGUAUACACACACUGAUUAAUAAAAAUAACAUGUUUAUUAAGACAGUCAGCAUUACUUUAGUACAUUACGGUAUUUUUAUCUAAGGGAAUUUCAGUGAUGAUUACGUGUCGUAACUAGCCAUUAGAAGUAGGUCAAAGUAGGAUAUUGGCUGGAAAAAGGGUAGCGUUCUAGUAGCACCGGGUUGUCACUGUAUUGCACAACUGCCUUUUAGCCGUACAUUAAAAUUGUGUUGAAUACAUAUAUGGAUCCACGCUAGAUUUGAAUUGUGUUCAGCUUCAAACGUGUUGUGAUCGUUCUAUAUGUUUUAUAGUGUCAAUGCAAUGAGGUGCCAACAAGGAAACUGUGACGUCAUAUUUACAUAUACAUUACGUCAUAUUAAUGUAAUAUAUUUUACCAUGUCUACAGCUGUUCGUGUUGAGUCUUUUCUGAAAUUAAUUUUUAUUUAUUCACAAUUUGAGUGUUUGUUUUUUAUGCGUUUGUUACUUAUAAAUGUGUAUUAAAAGGGUAUC